AUGCAACAUCCUCCUUCUCGGGUUUCCUCCUGCCCACCACACUUCAUUUCCGAGACUGUGGCCGCGAAGACUUGGGCCAAGGCGGCCAAGUACCCUCCUCCAGUGGCGGCUAUCCCCCACUGUUGGAAAGAAGGAGACAUUGCCUUUCUGCGUCCCUCAAAAACAUUCAGUCCCGAGGAACUCAGGACCCUGAUCCACCGGACCCCAGAGUUCCCCAGGGGGUAUAUUCCGGUGCGGGCUACCGGCCACCCCGUAAUUAUCCUCCGGCGGCUUUCCCAAGGAUCAACCCACGUGUUGGUCACCACCGUCUCCGCCCACAACUCUGGACCGGAAAACGGGUAUCUCGCCCCGUGGAAGCAAGCCUGUCACCGCCACGAGGCACUCGCCAACUUCCGCUCGUUCGAAGGCAGCCAGCGAGCCACCGCCGAGUUCCCGCCCCUGUUCCUGCGCCCUGGUCAGGAAAUGCGCAAGCCCCGCACCAGCUGGGUGCAUAUCCAAAGCGCAUGGGUCGUGCCGGUGAGCGUCCUCGGCCACUUCAGCGGCGUUAAGGGCGCCCAUGUAGUCACCAUGACCACAGAGAGCCUCGACAACCUGCGCGCUCACAUGGCCGCCAGGUGCAGGGUUUGGGGAGCUUGUCAGCAGCGUCUCCUGGCAGUUGAGAAAACCUCUCCGGCAGCUGGCGCGGUUUUGUCGUCUGCCGUCCCUUCCGCCGCUUUUGCCGUUGUCGCCUCUGCCGCUGCCGCUGUCUCUCCCUCCCCCUCCUUUGCCCCAGCGGCUUUACGUGCUGCCGUUGCUGCUGGUAGAGGAAAGCUUCCCGUUUCUCUGCUCUCCUUUGGCUUGCCGCCAACCAGCAAAAACAAACAGCUGAAGAAGGAUAAGGUGAGGAAACCAAGAGAGGAAAAUUGGCAGAGGUAA
Chaetomium globosum CBS 148.51 is the source of this 915-nucleotide messenger RNA. RefSeq lists its product as uncharacterized. The transcript has 3 exons. Bases 1 to 915 code for a protein of 304 amino acids. The record is from RefSeq and is a predicted model, not a curated record. NCBI's taxonomy places the organism in Eukaryota, Fungi, Ascomycota, Sordariomycetes, Sordariales, Chaetomiaceae.